Cyprinodon variegatus (sheepshead minnow) is the source of this 1926-nucleotide messenger RNA. It is a transcript of the gene gsdmeb, whose product is annotated as deafness, autosomal dominant 5. The record is from RefSeq and is a predicted model, not a curated record. The transcript has 10 exons. Gene Ontology annotation, cellular component: cytoplasm. The coding region runs from base 84 to 1475 and encodes 463 amino acids. NCBI's taxonomy places the organism in Eukaryota, Metazoa, Chordata, Actinopteri, Cyprinodontiformes, Cyprinodontidae. Gene Ontology annotation, biological process: programmed cell death.
CGGGGCAUCUUCAUCUGCUUUGUCCAAAACAGACUGAACCACUGUGAGCCCGGCUAAACACCUCUGAUCUAAGGGAUUUAGAAAUGUUCACCACAGCAACCAAAAACUUUGUGGAGGAGGUGGACGAUGGAGGCCUGCUGAUCCCGGUGUCCCACCUGAACGACUCCAUCGCUGUGCUGACUGUGGUGGUGAAGCGGAAACGUUUCUGGUUCUGGCAGAAACCAAAAUAUCUUCCAACCGACUUCACCCUGAACGACCUGCUGACGGGGGACACGCCCAUAACGCCAGUUGUGCUGGAGACAGACUUCAUCAAAUACAGCGGCACCUUUGGAGACAACAUCGAGGGGAACGUCAAUGCUAAGCUUGUCAAAGCAAACGUGAGCAUAGGGGGUAAAGAUUCCUCUAAACUCCAGUCAUCCUUUGGCAGUUUGAAGAAAGAGGAAGUUGAGGUUCAGAAGCUGCUGCGAGACUCCAAAGACAGAGUGGUGGACAUGUCCCACUCUCUGAUCCAGCAGAUCAAAGAAAAACAGAAACAGGUUCUUUGCAUCGUGAAGGAGCGCAUCGUGACCACGCAGCCCUGUUCAGUCAUCGAGGAGGUGCAGCAGGGCGGGCAGUGCGGAGGGAGCCUGAGCCCCAAAAUAUCUAAAGUGGCGCUGAUGGAAAAUGGAAAAUUGAGCAAAGACAGCAAUGUAACAAUGGAGAUCCCCACACACACCACUAUAGCCUAUAGCCUGAUUGAGCUGGAGAUCAAGCAGGACGGGCACUUUGGGUUGUGUGUGAUGUCAGGCACCACUGGAGGGUUUGAAGUAGACGGCCAUGUUGAGAAGCAGCUGCCGGGCGUGUCAGCAGCACCAGAGGCCUCAGAGAGCCAUCUGCUUCAACAGGAACUGCAGAAACUCGAGGAUCAUUUCCUGCUGCUUUCUGCCCUUCCACCUUCCACCAGGUCGUCUCUGCUCCAGCACAUCACAGAGCUGAUGCAGGACCCGGCAGCUAUCGGGGCACUCCAGAACGCCCUGGAACAGAUGUAUCAGGAUAAAAAAACAAACCUGGAUGCUGGAUUAAUAGAGUCUCAGCAGCAGAAGAUCCAAGCAAUUCUUGAGGUGCUGCAGCAGCAGUCUAGCGCAGAAGAUUCAGCUAGGACAUCCAUCCUCACUGCAUUGCAUCUGACUACCAGCGCUUUAGAAGAGAUGUCAGAGGAUUGUCUCCCAGUUUUAAGAAAAUGUAGUAAUCCUGCAACCCUGCAGGCUCUGGAACUACUGGUGCAGUGUGCAUCAGGAAACUCGAAGCCGGCUCUGAGCAGCGCAGCUCUGCCAGAUGACGUCUAUGAAAGGGCUGAACACCUGUUUGCCUCCUCUAAUGUAUCUCUAAGCAGAGGCGGCGAUGUGGUACAGGCCGAAAUCAGGAAGGAGCCAGGAAAACGCCCUCUAUUCCUGUGCAUCGCCAUUAAAAGUCUUGCCUCUUUGGCCCAUGACUGAUCCAAAUUAACCCUCUACAGUAUGCUGGAUCAGAGGGAUUUGUGACUGAAUUGUUUUUGAGGGAAGAUUGAGGGUUAGAGGUCUUGAUCUAUAAACUAAUAUGUUCAAACACAAUGGAUAUCUCCUACAGAGAAGCACUAGCUGAUAAAUGUGUUCCACCUUUUUCAAAGAGAAAAACAUGACCCAUCUCAAAUAGCUUUAGAUAGUUAUUUUCCUCUAUAAGUAUUAAAUAUUACAUUUAAUCGUUUUAGGUUUUGACUGUUCUGCCUAGAACACUUAAGGCUGUUUUUUUAAGUACCUCACUAAGAAAUGUGUUGGAUACAAUAAUGUCUGUUAUUUACAAGCACAGAAAAACAAUGUGUCAAGUGGAAGUGAACCGACUCAAAAAUAAACCCUUAAGUAUUUCAUGAUUUUAUGUUUAGUGUUAAGCUUGUGUUCAUACUCUUAAUUA